Molecule: messenger RNA, 1336 nt
Organism: Pyrus x bretschneideri (Chinese white pear)
Lineage: Eukaryota; Viridiplantae; Streptophyta; Magnoliopsida; Rosales; Rosaceae
Product: cinnamoyl-CoA reductase 1
Exons: 6
Coding region: 99-1055 (318 amino acids)
Molecular function (GO): oxidoreductase activity, acting on the CH-OH group of donors, NAD or NADP as acceptor
Source: RefSeq, a predicted model, not a curated record
AGAGGAAGUAAAGGGAGUGGGUGGGUGUUGACUGUUGAGAGAGUGAGAGAGAGAGAGAGAGAGAGAGAGAGAGAGGUCGGAGGUGUGUGUGAUAAAAAAUGGCGGUUGAGAAGGGAAGAUACUGUGUAACAGGAGCUGGAGGGUUUCUUGCGUCGUGGGUUGUUAAGCUUCUUCUUUCCAAGGAUUCUAUUGUCCACGGAACCCUCAGAGACCCCUCUAAUGACAGGCACGCCCACUUGAAAAAACUUGACAAGGCAUCUGAGAACCUUAAACUAUUCAAAGCGGACUUGUUGGACUAUGAAUCCCUUCGCACAGCGAUUCAAGGUUGUGAUGGAGUGUUUCAUGUUGCCAGUCCAGUUCCCUACGACCCUGUGCCAAAUCCUGAGGUAGAAUUGAUUGAACCUGCCGUGAAGGGAACACUUAAUGUACUUAAAGCAUGCCUUGAAGCAAAAGUCAAGCGAGUUGUUUUCGUGUCAUCUGCAGCUUCUCUUGUCAUGAAUCCUAAGUGGUCUCAAGGCCAAGUGUUGGAUGAAACUUGUUGGUCAGACAAGGAAUACUGCAGAAGUAGUAAGAAUUGGUAUUGUCUUUCAAAAACUGAAGCGGAAUAUGAAGCCCUGGAGUAUGCAAGAAUAAAUGGGCUUGACUUGGUAACUGUUUGUCCUACACUUAUUAUGGGGCCAAUUCUACAGACCACUGUAAAUGCAAGCACCUUGGUCCUCAUCAAGCUUUUGAGGGAAGGAUAUGAGUCACUGGAAAACAAGCCGCGGAUGAUAGUUGAUGUGCGGGAUGUAGCUGAAGCAGUCGUUAUGGUGUAUGAGAAGCCUGAGGCUGAAGGAAGAUACAUAUGCACCGCUCAUAAUAUCAAAACGACAGAUCUGGUUGAAGAGUUGAAGAGCAUUUAUCCUAAUUACAGUUAUCCUAAGAACUUUGUUGAAGUAGAAGAACGACCAAGGUUGAGCUCGGAGAAACUUCAGAGGCUGGGUUUGAGUUUCCGACCAUUGAAAGAGACGCUUACUGACUCAGUUGAAAGCUACAAGGAGGCUGGGCUGCUCUGAUACUGAACAUCUCAGAGCGUGCUCUACGUAGCUAACUACAUUGUUUGAAGUUACACAUCCGACAAUCGAAGAGGAAAAUUUGGCUUAAUUUGUUGCAGUGCCGUUUAGGUUGGUGGAGUCCGAAAUAUAUGUUAGUUUUCUGUCUUAUAGCUACUGCCCAGUGAUAGUUACCAAAUAAUAUUUCAUAUUUUUGUGUUUGUUGAGAAAACAAUGUUUUGGCUUUGGCCUUUAUGAUCUUACUCAUUCGACUUGUUCAAAUGGAAAUAAGCUAUUGACGGAUA